This is a messenger RNA of Punctularia strigosozonata HHB-11173 SS5, 2058 nucleotides long. RefSeq lists its product as uncharacterized. The transcript is spliced from 5 exons. NCBI's taxonomy places the organism in Eukaryota, Fungi, Basidiomycota, Agaricomycetes, Corticiales, Punctulariaceae. The record is from RefSeq and is a predicted model, not a curated record. Gene Ontology annotation, biological process: positive regulation of gene expression. The coding region runs from base 1 to 2058 and encodes 685 amino acids.
AUGGCGCUCUACACGCUCCAGAUUACCUUCCACUCGGCGUUGAACCUCCCCAUCGGCGACAUCCAUACCCUCUCCAUCGACCCAUUCAUCGAGGCCUCGCUCGACGUCCCCACCUUUCCCCGCGAGCGUGACGACCCACCGCUUACCUUCCGCACGCCGUCUCUGCACUCGACCCGCGACCCGACAUGGGACGCCGUCUGGGUCGUGUCUGGCAUCCCAUCUGAGGGCUUCCUCCUCAAGAUGAACGUCAAGGACGAGGACCCGAGCACGAUUGACGACCGCGCGGGACAGGCCGUCGCCGACUUUCGUAAGGCCGGCGUCGUGCGCGAUGGCUUCGAGGUCAAGAUGGGCACUUACGAUAUUCGGAAGAGGAGUUCGAGCCCGCAGAUGUAUGUGCAGACGGCGCUGCUCAGCAUCCUGCCGUGCGUGAAGAUGAGCUUGCACGGUCGUGUGAUUGUGUCCAUUCGGUGUUUGGGGAAGGCGCCAAACCAGAACACGCGAAGAGCGUACACAUUAGGGCCUAACAAAUGGACGCAGCAUUUCUCCCCGCUGGUGGGGUACAUCACCGCUUCGCGGCAUGCCCCACCUUCCACAGAUCCCGACGUGCAAUCCGCCCUCCAGACCACGACCGGCACAGGCAGAAAGCUUUCAGCAUCCACGUUCAUCGCCAAUCGCCUACAACUUACUGGGCCCGUACCAGAUGAGCUACGUCACCGAUACGUCGGCUACCGGCCCUUUAUCGACUGGAUGUUCCAGCGGUCAGGGAUCCGGGGCCGUAUCCUCAAUCGCGGGCUCAGGAAACAGUACCGCACCAUAUACUCUUACGAUUCGAACACCAAGUAUGGAGUCGUGGAGCGAAGCGAGCAUGAGGAGGACCGCUUCUCGAAAGAGUUUGCGCUGCAGUUUCUCAAGAUGGUCUCCUUCGGUACUGGAGGGCGUUUAUUCACAUACGUCAUCACACUGGACGGCGAAUGGAGAUUCACGGAAACCGGAGAAGAGUUUGCUGUCCAGAUGUUGUCGAAGCACGGUAUGCACGCCGACCUGGCGAAAGAGGUCGCGUUCAGCGGCGAGUUUUUUGUUCGACCAGUGGUGAACGAGGCCGAAGUCGGGAAAGGCGGCGGCUUCAAGAGUGGAAGUAAGGUCGCGGACGGCAGCAUCACGAAGGAGGUCGAGGAGAAGAAACGGAAGGAGGAGGAAGACAAGGAAAAGCAGGCCCAGGACCACGACGACAAAAAGGAGAGCAAGGCGAAACAACUGACGAAGAAAGUCAAAGGCCCAGAGCGCGAAGUUGAAGAGAUGGAGGCGAAGGAGGAGCAGAAGAAGGAAGAGCAAAAAGAGGAGGAGAAAGAUGAAGCAGAUCCACGGAUUCGCAAGCUCGCGGGAGAAGAUCCGGAAGAGAUUUUACAGGACCCGGCCGUGUACGAGCUCGUCAUCGACAACGACUCGGGCACGUACCGGCCCCGUCUGGAACUGCUCCCGGUGCUACGGGAGUGGCUGGGCUCCCCGGAGAGGCUCGGCGCGUUGGGCAGGAUCACUUGUGUCGACGGUUUUGACGAAGAUCUUCAGAAAGCCAAAGAGGCGCGCACCGCGCUCCGGAAGAAGAAGAAGGGCGUCAAGGACGGCGAGCGCGUGGCGAUGCCUCGGCGAGGUUCCUCGCUGUCCAGCAUCGACAGCGGCGUCUUGGGGCAGAAGGAGAAGAAGGGUGUGCUAGGGAGCAUGCACGUUGGGAAGGGUAAACCGAGCAUAGGGCGGAGCGUGAGCAGCGGCGAGAUUGAGAAGGCGUUGAAGGAGCACGCCGAUCAGGCGGGAGCAGAGGUUGGGGGUAGCGGGGCACACAACGGCGAGGCGCACGCGUACGAUGGGGCAAAGGCGCAAAAUGGCGAUGCGCAUCAUCCGACAGAUCAGCAAACAGCGAACGAGGGCGAGCGUGAUGCAACCGCGCCGGACCCGGGAACUGAUACCCGGAACGAGUCUGAGGGGCCCACUGCUGAACCACAGGAUGAGCCGCUGAAGUCGGAUAAUUAUGAUGCUCCAUCGAGUUCGAGUCCGUCCUCCUAG